GUUUUUUGCAAGUUCCCCGCAAUUUCGUCGCAUAAGAUUGCAAAAAUAUCCCGCAUAUUCCAUCGCAUUUUUUAAGAAAACCUGCCGCAAAAUCAAGGAUUUUUGCCCGCAACAAUCACAAAAAUAAUCCACGUUUUUCUGGAGAGACUGUAUAAAGCACAGCAUUCAACAGAUUGUUGUAUGUCACAAACAGUGCCUCAGAGUUGGAGCAGAAGCAUUUUAGAUGGUUAUAUGCACACUUUGCAGGCUUGUAGAGGCAGGGCAAUUAUCUUUUGUAAACAUUGAAUUUUUGUGUUCGUGCAGUCAUAAAACAUAAGUGACUGUUGCAAUGCGUGUGUGUGUGUGUAGGUGCCCCUCGCUGCUGUGUUUGUUAGGCUACCAUUGCAGAGGGAGGUUGUUAAGCAUGUGCCUGGACUCUGGGGGCAGUGGUUUGGGUUGCAGCCAACACCACAGAUGGCCAGGAUCUCUCGCUCUCUAUCGUCAUUCUUCUCUUCACUCUUUUCCCCCUCUCAACUUCUCCCACACUUGUUUUUCUCAAACAUGCUUUUGUAAUAACCGGCUUCCCAAAAAACGAGGGUGUUGCGAUUAUCAGUCACAGUCUGUGUUUUUAGAAAUGUUACAUACAUGCCCAAACAUACUUAAAAAAACAAAGACAAGGGAGCGAAAGACGUCACUCACAUUGUGUUUAGUAAAUUGCAACAUGUGUUUUCAAGAAUCCCAAUAACAUGCAAGAUUAUGACGUGCUUUCUAGCAGGUUAAGGCAGUAAAAUUUUAUCCUGCCGUGUCUCUGAUGUGCCUCACUCGUGAUUCACACACUUAUUCAUGUGCUGCGUUACUUUACUGCGUCAAUGACUUAUCAGCAGCUCAACAGCAUGUUUUUGCCGUUUAGGCAGAGCAGCCCGUUCCAGAGCGGCAUGUGAAGUAUUGCGGUCCUCCAGUGUGUCCUCCAUAUCUGUGGGCUCUUCGCUGACACUGUUGGCAUCUAGUUUGUGCAUUGAGAGCCAAACGUAUAUCACAUCAUUGUGUAUGUUUGGCUGGAAGACCGUUUUGUUGGAGGUCAUAUCAGCGGUGUUUGGUGGUGCAGACAGGGAGUGGAGGAUUUUUUUUGUUUAUCUCACUCAUGCGAUAAGGUUUUUUUUGUGCUGUGUUGGACUGACGUAGUUUCAGGAUGUGAGACGCGGAGCAAUCUCCUAUGACAGCUCUGAUCAAACCGCUCUGUAUAUUCGCAUGCUAGCUGUGACAAACAAAACUAUCAAACCCUCAUUCGUGUAUACACCAGGAGAUGUGAGAGUGAGAAGUCAGGUAGGCUUUGAACCCGAACGAAGAGGCUCGCACCCGUACCUGGGCGUCGAUUUCCGCACUUUGCACUCCCGUGCUGAGUCAGCAGGGACGAUUCCUGCUCGGAGAAUCCGGAGGCUCUUUAGUUUCCAGCGACACCUGCUUUCAUCCCGUCUGCUGCGAGGAGCGCCACACCUCAACCCCCUCCACAUCUUGGAUGAGGACUACUGCGGUCAGGCCAAGUGUAUGCUUGAAAAGGUCGGAAGCUGGAAUUUUGAUAUAUUCCUCUUUGACCGACUUACAAAUGGAAACAGUCUUGUGUUCUUGACAUUUAAUUUGCUGAACCAGUAUGGUCUCAUUGAGCUCUUCCAGUUAGACAUGGUUAAACUGCGUCGAUUUCUAGUUCUGGUUCAAGAAGACUACCACAAUCAGAACCCUUACCACAAUGCAGUCCAUGCUGCUGAUGUCACCCAGGCCAUGCACUGUUACCUGAGAGAACCCAAGCUCGCCCAGUCCCUCACAUCAUUCGACAUCCUCUUAGGGUUGCUGGCCGCGGCCACACAUGAUCUGGACCACCCUGGAGUCAACCAGCCUUUCCUCAUCAAAACCAACCAUUACCUUGCAGCUUUGUACCGGAAUACCUCAGUUCUGGAGAAUCAUCACUGGAGGUCUGCAGUGGGUCUGCUCAGAGAGACCGAACUCUUUUCCAAUCUUCCUGCAGAAGACAGUCUGAGUAUAGAGAGGCAGCUGGGAUCACUCAUUCUGGCCACAGAUAUCAGCCGACAGAAUGAGUACCUGUCCCGGUUCAGGACACAUCUGGAUGAGAACGACUUGUGUUUAGGAAACGCUUCUCAUCGACAUUUCGUUCUGCAGAUGGCCCUGAAGUGUGCGGAUAUCUGCAACCCAUGUAGACCAUGGGAGCUCAGCAAACAGUGGAGUGAGAAGGUCACGGAGGAAUUCUUCCACCAAGGUGACAUUGAAAAGAAGUAUAAACUUGAAAUCAGUCCACUGUGCGAUAGUGAAGCCAACACCAUAGCCAGUGUUCAAAUCGGUUUCAUGACUUACGUGGUGGAGCCUCUGUUUGCCGAGUGGGCGCGCUUUUCGGACACGCGGCUCUCUCAGACCAUGCUUGGCCAUUUGGGCCUGAACAAGGCCAGUUGGAGCGCCAUGGAGCCCGAGGCAUCGGGGAGCUCCGAGGAGGGGGAGUCCGAACCGGGCCGUGCCACAGACGAGCCCAGUUCCAGAGUCUUAUCUCAGGGAAGCCAAGAGUCAUGACACCCCAGCGCUCGCAGAACACCUCUACUGCCCUCAGCCAAACACCUUACAUCACAUUUGAGUUACUCACCACCCAUCUCCAACCAACCACUGAUGAUUUGUUUUCCCCUUUUUAUCGUUCAUUUGUAGAUUUAAUUUAUUUAAUUUUAAAUGCUCAUUUACCCUUCAACAUAGAGCAAUACAUAGAUACCUCAUUUGGCUACUGCUGCAAUUUUAUUUUCUUUUUAUUAUUGUGAUGUAUUUAUUUAACCUUAUUAGUUUUUUUUUCUUCUUUUGGGCGUUACUAAUUCAACUCUGAUGCUUUGAUUAAAGACUGAAAGGGAAUGUGGGGUAGGAAGGAACCCCCUCCUAUGGCUUUAAAGUGCCAUUUUUAAAACAACGAAUUGCUCUGAAAGUCAUUUGAAACACCUUGAGUAUUUAAAGGAGAGGUUUUUACAACCGCACCAAGAGACGAUGUGUGUGAAAUCGAAUGCGUGCGAGCGUGUGUGUGUGAGAGUGUGCCAGUGCUUCUGCAAAUCAAUCUUCCUCCUUGUGUACAAAAAUACAAAUGUGAAGAGCCCAGUCCUGUUGCUGCCUCUGAAGACUGUUUACACAUGUUGUUUUCUAACUGAAUCAUGUUAGUUCUGUGAUUAAUUGCCUUUUAAGCACAGAUGUGAAGAACCACUUGUAAAAAAUAAUUUCGAAGCCUACUGCUGAUGAUCAACGAAAUCUGUCAGACUGCAACCAUGUCGGUGUGACGCAUCAGAUGCCAUACGAAUGCCAUUUGUGCUCCAUUGCAUCUCUCUCCCUUGUAUUUCAGACAAUGUAUUGAAGGAACGUCCCUCCGUGAAAGGUGGCAGAGAUGAACCCUUUUGACCAUGGAAGAAGGAUCUUGUCAGCGGACUCUCCAUGGAUUUUGCUCAGGUUUUCACCGGCCUGCUUAUUUGGGAGAAACAAGGAAGUAAAAGGUGCCUUUUGUAGGUUGCCACCAACCCUCUUUCUCUCUCUCCUCUAUAUUUUGUAAAGAAAAAUGAGAAGUCCUUCUCAGAAUGUCUCAAAGCCACCCUCGUCUCUUCGGAAAACUGCUACAAAAUGCCUUAAAACUAUGCACAAAGCUAAGUGACCAAACCAGCUGUCAUUUUUAUUUUAAACUCAUCACAUUGUCCAUUUAGUGCACUGUCUGACCCUCUGACCCUGAAUUAUUAAUAUAUGGAGAAUUGGUUUAAUGAUUUGAUUUUUAACGUUGAACAUUCCAUUUUUGUGAAUUGUUUUGGAUUCUGUACAGAAUGGACAGUUGUUGUUUUUUUUUUUGUGCUUCUCUUGAUAUUUUGAAAGAGAAGAGGUGCUUUAUUUUAGGUGAUUUGUAUUUUUGUUGUAAGUGCUGUAAGACUGUUGAUUUAAGAAAAAAAAACUGUUUACAAUUUGUUGUAACAGCCAUUUUGGGGAGACGACUUAUGUGUCAAGCCAUUUUGUAAAGGCUUUGCCGUAUAACCUUUUGAUACAUACUUGUUGCAAUUGCAUUUUUGAUGAAUAAAACUUCACAAAAUGUUUCUCUACCAGA
Molecule: messenger RNA, 4093 nt
Organism: Carassius gibelio (silver crucian carp)
Lineage: Eukaryota; Metazoa; Chordata; Actinopteri; Cypriniformes; Cyprinidae
Product: high affinity cAMP-specific 3',5'-cyclic phosphodiesterase 7A
Exons: 14
Coding region: 1228-2553 (441 amino acids)
Molecular function (GO): 3',5'-cyclic-AMP phosphodiesterase activity
Source: RefSeq, a predicted model, not a curated record